Uloborus diversus is the source of this 588-nucleotide messenger RNA. Its product is annotated as LRP2-binding protein-like. The coding region runs from base 1 to 588 and encodes 195 amino acids. Lineage: Eukaryota; Metazoa; Arthropoda; Arachnida; Araneae; Uloboridae. Gene Ontology annotation, molecular function: protein binding. The transcript is spliced from 4 exons. The record is from RefSeq and is a predicted model, not a curated record.
AUGGAGGGAGCCAGUCCAACCAUUGGCUCAGCAAAAGCUGAGUCAAAGACCACAAGUCACAUGACUCAAAAAGGACAAAUGGGAAGAUAUGGAAAAUCUUUACCCCGAUUGUUCAAAUACGAAGACUGCGAAGUUAGAGCCAUGCUUUUGCUGGCAUAUAUGUAUUUCAAUGGAAUUGGUGUUAUCGAAAAUUUAGAAAAAACAGUAUUUUACUUGGUAAAGAUUACGAAAUUUCAAGGCAUACGAGAGGGUGAAGAGGGUCUUCUGGCAGAAGCUUUGUAUCGUCUCGGAGAACUUCACUACAAAGGCAUUGCUGUAAAGCAGGAUGACGUACAAGCUGAAAAGUGCUGGUUCCGUGGGGCAUCUUUGCAAAAAGAUCCGGCAACUGAUCGCCAUUUUCACGCCUCUGUCCAAUGCCAGACAGCCCUUGGUAUGUUCUAUUCAAAUUCGGAGAAAGAUGAUGUCAAGAAGGCAUUCUACUGGCACAAGAAAGCUACUGAAUCUGGGAGCAUCAUUUCAGAAGGUGAAGGUAGUUCAAAACAGGGAUUUGAAGACGGAGUCUUUAUCAAAAAGAUAGGAAUCGUUUAA